Messenger RNA from Pelobates fuscus (common spadefoot toad), 1478 nucleotides. It is a transcript of the gene ATPAF1, whose product is annotated as ATP synthase mitochondrial F1 complex assembly factor 1. Gene Ontology annotation, biological process: mitochondrial proton-transporting ATP synthase complex assembly. Lineage: Eukaryota; Metazoa; Chordata; Amphibia; Anura; Pelobatidae. The transcript has 9 exons. The coding region runs from base 34 to 960 and encodes 308 amino acids. The record is from RefSeq and is a predicted model, not a curated record. Gene Ontology annotation, cellular component: mitochondrion.
UCUAAAGGGGGAUGCAUUUCCGGUUUGUCACGGAUGUGGCCGGAAGGCGAUGGGAAGAUGGCGGCGGCCAUGAUGCAGAUGUCACUGGGUUACCGGGGACUCUUGGCAGUCCGGAGCCGGGGGACGGGCCCGCUGAGCCUGGGAUUCGUGUCUCCCCAGCUGCGGGCGUUCUCUGUGCGGAAAGAGCCGGAGCUGGAGGAGAAUCCAUAUUACAAGAAAUACCAGGACAGGAUCCAGCAACUGCGCCGAUCAGACCCUGCUGCUUUUGAUGCACGCUUGGACAAGAGGAAAGAAGUAGAAAAACAGCCUCUCGGUUACUCAAAGCAAGCCGAAUUUGCCCGUGCGAUAGAGGAUAAGGUUGGGACAGGUUCGCCCAAAGGAUUCACAAAGAACAAGACACUUAAUUCCAUUGUAAACGUUGAGCUGAUAAAAGACAAGAGCGCAGAUGAUAUUACAGAGAUUUGGAAGCAGUAUUUUUCUACACAAGAUACGGUGUAUGCAGUCAUACCUGGUGAAGCUUUUGAGAUAAUGUGGCAGAGAGCCCAGACCUGUCCUGCAUUCCUGUAUGCGUUGCCCAGGCAGGAGGGAUAUGAGUUUUUCGUGGGUCAGUGGUCUACAACCGAGCUCCAUUUUACAUCUCUUAUUAAUAUUCAGACAGCAGGAGAUUCUGCGCCAAGCCAGCUGAUUUUGUAUCAUUUCACGGAUCUCCAGAAAGAAAAAGGAAUCGUUCUUAUGGCAUCAGAAAUAGACACCAAAUUCUUGAAUGUGCAAGAAGCGCAGUGCUUGGCCAGUCAAGUCCAGCUGUUCUAUGCCGGAGAUCAGUCAGAAAUCUUCCAACAUGUAGAGACAUUCAACCACAACCCAAAUGAAUUCAAAUACAUGUCGGUUGUUUCUUCCUUGGAGCAAAGUGGACUGGUGAAAAAACCUUCGGAUGUGCAAGAGAGAAAGUACGAUGGAUAAUAUAACACGAGGAUGCCGAAUGCUCAAAUGUUUUAAUGGAAAAGCUCUCGCUUUAUAAGAAAUGGAAAAUAGAAAAACAUUGGGGUCAACUCUCUUACUUCUGAAUAGAUGUAUCCUGUUACAAAGGAAUAUUAACGAAAAGACAUAAAUUAAUAUGGACAUCUACAUAAUGAAGAAAGGAAGGGUCUGUUAAAUCAAAGUCCAUACUCCACAAAAUAUUUUAUUUCCAAGUCUUUGACCGUGUGGAUGUAUAAAUCCCUUCUACCUUUUUGGAAUUUGCAAGAUACCGCUCUAGUUAUACGGUUCUGGGACGAUGAUUGUAGACACGAUUUCACAAGAAUUUUCCAUCUCCCACUUCAUUGAAAUAAGCCACAACCCCUCCCCCCAGGCUGAUUUUGAAGAUAAAGGGGACAGGCUGUUAUCCUUUUGUGAGGAUAUUGUCAGUAUUCAGAGCAUUAACUUGCCAUUCAUUGUAUGAUGUAUCUGUUCACUUUCAUUAAAUUAAAAUACGAACACAA